GGUCUAACAGUCGCUGCCUACAAGAUCGCGCGAGAUCCUCCAGAGACCACCUCAACGCCGCAGCCCACACACAGGCACUGGCGCAUUCGAAACCUUCUCUCGCAGCAGGCAGAUGGAGAUGAUCGUGCCAGCCAGAGUAGUACUGGUAUUAGCUGCAGUGGUGCUGGGCUGUGCGUACCAGGCCACCCGGCCGCCGCCCCCGGCAAUAUUGGGCGCUCCGGGAGGGCCGCCGGUCACCUCCCCGAGAGUCCGGCUCAAGGACGGGAGGCACCUGGCCUACAGGGAAGCCGGAGUGGAUAGGAAGACCGCCAAGUACAAGGUCAUCUUCUUCCAUGGCUUCGCCUCCACCAAGGAGAACGAGUUCCCGGUGUCCCGAGAGAUUGCAGAGGAGCUGGGGAUAUACCUGUUGUACUUCGACAGGGCCGGGUACGGCGACAGCGACGCGAACCCGAAGCGCCGGCUGAAGAGCGACGCCACGGACGUCGAGGAACUCGCCGAUGCGCUGCACUUCGGGGACAAGUUCUACGUGGUGGGCAUCUCCAUGGGCGGCUACACGGCGUGGAGCUGCCUUAACUACAUACCUCGCAGGCUGGCCGGAGUGGCGCUGGUCGUGCCGGCGGUGAACUACUGGUGGCCGCUGCCUGUCAACGUGUCGAGAACCGCGUACGGCAAGCUCGACGUCAGAGACCGGAGGACGUUCUGGAUCGCUCAUCACAUGCCGUCGCUGUUCUACGCCUGGCUCACGCAGAAGUGGUUCCGGAUGUCGCCGAUUGUCCGGGGGGAGCCUGACGCGUUCACCGAGAAGGACUUGGAGAUCCUCACGGAGCUCCGGAGGAAGGAACGGGAGAGCGGCCUGGUGGAUCCGGCCAAAGCAACACAGCAGGGAACUUACGAAUCCCUGUGCCGCGACCUGACGAUCCUGUUCGGCACAUGGGAAUUCGAUCCCACGAAGAUCAAGAACCCGUUCCCCGACGGCGAGGGCGUCGUCAGCAUCUGGCAGGGGUACGAGGACAAGAUCGUUCGGGUGGAGAUCCAGCGCUACGUGGCGCAGAAGCUGCCGUGGAUACGGUACCACGAGCACCCCGUAGCUGGACACGCGCUCCCGAACAUGGAUGGCGUGGGGGACGAGAUCAUCAGGGAGCUCUUGCUCGGCGAGACGCCGCGAGGCCUGCAGAGCGAGCUGGAUGGCUGAACAGAAAGGAAGGCUGGGGAGGGAAACAAGUAAUAUGAUAGAAAUUUGCAUGUAGCUAAAGAAUAAACGGUGUUGGCCAAGUCAGUGCACUGAUUGCUUGACGAGUUGGGAAUUGCAUGAACUUGGUAAUUGAUGAUCUUCAGUUGAUAAACUUAGCAGUUAA
This is a messenger RNA of Phragmites australis (common reed), 1355 nucleotides long. RefSeq lists its product as uncharacterized. The coding region runs from base 113 to 1192 and encodes 359 amino acids. The transcript has 5 exons. Lineage: Eukaryota; Viridiplantae; Streptophyta; Magnoliopsida; Poales; Poaceae. The record is from RefSeq and is a predicted model, not a curated record.